Messenger RNA from Aphanomyces invadans, 1234 nucleotides. RefSeq lists its product as hypothetical. The record is from RefSeq and is a predicted model, not a curated record. Gene Ontology annotation, cellular component: cytoplasm. The transcript has a single exon. Gene Ontology annotation, biological process: phosphatidylethanolamine biosynthetic process. Bases 19 to 1077 code for a protein of 352 amino acids. Gene Ontology annotation, molecular function: ethanolamine kinase activity. Lineage: Eukaryota; Oomycota; Saprolegniomycetes; Saprolegniales; Verrucalvaceae.
CCACAAUUCUGGCCGACGAUGGCAUCGGAAGCAGACGUUGCGGCAGUCCGCCGCGUGGCGAAAGAGGUCCCGAUGUGGAAGGGCGUGAUUGCCGCCAAUGGCGCGGACGACGUCGUGGUGACCAAGCUGCCCGUUGUAUCGGCCAACAAGAUCCUCGUCGCCGACUUGCACGGCACCAAAGUGCUCGUCAAGUUCCCGAUGGAGAACGUCUUCAGCAUGGUCUUUGAUCUUCACGAGCAAAAGAUUGUAAACGACAUGGUGAGCUCGUACCGCGGCGACCUGGGGCUGAACCCGCGCGUUCUCCACAUCAACGACGUGUGCCGUGUCGACGAGUUCGUUGACUGCCGCACCCUCUCGCCGGCCGACUUCGAAGACCGCACCACGAUGAAGCGCCUGGCCGGCGAGCUCGCGACCCUCCACUGCGACGUGCGGCUUAAAGACCGGUACAUUGCGCUGAAGCAAGGCAAAGCAUACACGAUCGCGGAUCGGCUGCUGGGCAUGCACGAAACGUUCAAGGUCAACUUUCCGAUCCGAAAGACGCGAGUGGCGUCCCACGUGCCCGAAUCGCACCAAGCGCUUGCGGCGACGGUGAAUGCGGCCAUGGAAGUGCUGGCGGACACCGCGUUCUUUACGCACGUGCUCGCCAAGUGCUUCCCCGCAUCGUCCGACCUCGUGUUCUCGCACAACGAUCUCAGCGCCAACAACGUGCUUUUAGUCGGUGAUUGCGUGCACAUCAUCGAUUUCGACGGGUCCAACUUGAGCUACCGCGGCGCGGACAUCGGGUACAUGAUCAAGAACCGGGACAUGCAAGGAUCGCCGUGGCCCCAGGACCACGUGGACCUGUUUAUUCAGAGCUACAUCGACGCGUGCGCGACGCACGGUGUCAUCGUGGCGCACGACGACUUGCUGGCGCAGGUCGAACGGGGCAAAGUCCUCUCGGUCCUGUUCCUCAUGACGAUGUUUGGCGCCAGCGACAACUGGGACGUGUUUCACCAGACCGGGUUCACCUUCAUGGCGACGUUUCCCGCUCUCAUGCACACGAUCGUCGACUUUGCAAGUCGGACCGAGAGUACGUAGGAUCGUGGUAAAUGUGCCCGAGGGCGGGUGUCGACGGCCUCCGUCGAGUACACGGCCAAGUACUCUCGAUACCGUUGGGAAAUGCCAUUCGCGACGGCACGAUAUCGUUCUCGCCGCGACUAAACACAACAUGCGACGACGGGAUCGGGGCGGCGCA